GGUUGAGCCAGUCCAUGAGAUUGAGAUUGAGCAGGGUUCGGAGAAUUUUUCUCAGCAGGUGAUCUAUGAGAAGAUCCCCGCGUUCUGUAUCUCGUGUAGUCAUGUGGGGCAUAUUGCAGCUGAUUGCUACAUUAGCGGCAAUAAGCCACGACCUACUCUGCCACAGCGCAAUCGUGCGACUCGACCCGGGCCCUCCAACACCCGGAGGGACCCGAAGUGGAAGGGCAAAAGCCCUAUCCAUGCGCCCGGGACCCCAAAGGGGUUCAAGGAUAAGGGCAAGGCUGUCAUUGAAGCCACUACCCAAACUGGGAAGAAUUCUCAUCCUAACCACCCUGAGCAGUUGGCUACAGUAGGGCCCAAGCCCAAGGCCACGGGCUUUCUUCCCAGAAAUACCUUACAGUCGGCCUUCAAGGCCAACCAGUCGUACUUUGUAGUCCUCUCCCCCGAGGAAGUGGAUGAGGCUGAGCCUUCCACUAGUGACUCCCCUAGGUUUUUGGAUCUUGGUCCUUUAGACGAUGAUGACCUUCUUAUAGAUGAUUUGGAGCAGCCGGACACCUCGACCAGUGGCACGUCCAUCCACUUAUCUGAUGACAGCACUCGCGAUGCUGUUCCUUUGUCUAUUCAUUCAUCUAGCCAGUACCGCUCUCUGGAGAUGAGGACAGCUCCCGGCACCGCUCCCCCAAUAGGGGAAGAGCUGGCACAUCUCUCCUCUACUGAGAUUGGGAGCUCGGCUGAGCAUAUAUCUAGUCUCCAGCCACACUCU
Striga hermonthica is the source of this 763-nucleotide messenger RNA. NCBI's taxonomy places the organism in Eukaryota, Viridiplantae, Streptophyta, Magnoliopsida, Lamiales, Orobanchaceae. The record is from the annotation of a GenBank genome assembly.